CGACUGUAUUUUGAAAGACCCAAUCUCAACAGCGGUUCUGGAUGGUGUUCCAAUCACAUAAACGAGGAAUCCUAUAUACAAGUAGAAUUUGAAACCGAAGCGACAGUAGAUUCCGUGUCAAUACAAUGUCGUGGUGACUAUCCACAAUGGGUGAAGACAUUCUACCUAUUAUACAGUAUGGACAAUGUUACCUGGACAAGGGUGAUGUCCUCGGACAACAACCCUGAGUUGUUUACUGGAAAUACGGACGGCAACACUGUUGUGAGACAUAUCAUCAACCCCCACAUCACAGCCAAGUACUUCCGGGUCAACACUAGGAUGUGGCAAAGUCGGCCUUGUCUUAGGUUCGACCUUGGCGGAUGUAAACUUCAACCUAUGGUGUUGAGUCGAUAUGCCCUAGCCUCCCUACCAUCUAUGUCGACCUUGGGUCAGCCCAUCAGCCUACAGCCACCUGACCCCUCCGCCCAUCGCUGUGGUAUCGCCUGUCACAGACAGACUGGCUGUGUGUCCUUCAGGUUCGACGCGACGACCCAAAAUUGUCACGGAUAUACCUCGAUCAGGAAAACGUCUUUCUCCAGACAUGAAAUUCCUUACUACUACAACACAGGUAACUCAUUUUGCUGA
Mizuhopecten yessoensis (Yesso scallop) is the source of this 624-nucleotide messenger RNA. RefSeq lists its product as uncharacterized. The coding region runs from base 178 to 624 and encodes 148 amino acids. The transcript is spliced from 4 exons. Lineage: Eukaryota; Metazoa; Mollusca; Bivalvia; Pectinida; Pectinidae. The record is from RefSeq and is a predicted model, not a curated record.